UUAUCUUUCAAGCAAAAUGCAAAACGCAGAUCCUUACCUUCAAAACGACAAUGCCACGAAGCCUCAUCAGGAAUCUAAUGGCACCUCUUCUUCGCCGUCAUCUUCCGUCUUCGUCUCCGUCCAGUUUCUUCUCUUCCGGCUCGGAGGUGACUCAGUUGAGCCGGGUACCGAAUUUGCUUGAGGGGUGUGACUAUGAGCACUGGCUCGUCGUCAUGGAGGCUCCUAAGGGAUACCCACUUCGAGAUGAGAUUGCUAAUAGCUAUGUUAAGACCCUCGCCAUGGCUUUCGGCAGUGAAGAGGAAGCAAAAAAAUCUAUAUAUUCAGUUUCCACUAAAUACUACUAUGCAGUUGGUUGCAAAGUUCCUGAAAAGUUCGCUUACAAGAUAAAAUCCUUACCAAAUGUAAAAUGGGUUCUACCAGAUUCUUAUUUAUUCCAUGGUGAAAAUAGUUAUGGAGGAGAACCGUUUGUUAACGGUGAGGUUGUUCCAUAUGAUGUCAAGUAUCAUAUGGACUGGAUCCAGGACAAGCAUGAUGAUAAAUUUCAGAGCUCACCCAACUCAAGGAAACCCAGGAGAAAACGUAGAAAAAACCAAAUCUAACUACAGGCAUGCAGCCGGCUUUGAACUUUUCCAUCUUAUUCACAUUAAAGAAGCAAUGCCAUCCAAACUACAAAUUGUAAUUCACCAAGGCUAUCGUUUGGAUGCAUCUGAAUGGCUGUAGUUUUCUUUUCCAAACUAGUGCUCAAUUGGAUUCAGGCUUACUGAAACAGUCAAAUGAUGGGGAAUCUUAUGUAGUUUUGUCAAAAACUUAUGGAGCAACUUGUAUUACAACUAUUUGGUCAGAGCUGUCCAAGCUCAAAUCGCAUUUCGGAUCAGAUCUGAGUUUGAGCCAACUUGAUAUGUUGAAGAAUCCGCAUUUUAUAGAGGGAGUUUUUUCUACACAGAAUUGGCUGCAUAGUAGAUGUUCCCCUAGGGGUAAAAUGGUUGUAAUAUUAGCUGAUGGAACACAGAUUUUGAGAAUCAGGAAUAGUAAGAAAAUUUUGACAAAUGUUAAAAGGGGGAGCAUUCUCAUUGAACCUCCUGAUUCAGCAUUUGUAUAUAUCAUGCUGACAUUUUCAGUAGGUAAGCAAAAUGUAGCAAAUUGCCAAUUUUCUUUGUUUCAAUUUCUUAAACGUGUGUAAUUUUGUUCA
Mangifera indica (mango) is the source of this 1189-nucleotide messenger RNA. RefSeq names its product multiple organellar RNA editing factor 7, mitochondrial-like. The transcript is spliced from 4 exons. Gene Ontology annotation, biological process: mitochondrial mRNA modification; cytidine to uridine editing. The coding region runs from base 51 to 599 and encodes 182 amino acids. Gene Ontology annotation, cellular component: mitochondrion. The record is from RefSeq and is a predicted model, not a curated record. NCBI's taxonomy places the organism in Eukaryota, Viridiplantae, Streptophyta, Magnoliopsida, Sapindales, Anacardiaceae.